This is a messenger RNA of Closterium sp. Naga37s-1, 4128 nucleotides long. The record is from the annotation of a GenBank genome assembly. Lineage: Eukaryota; Viridiplantae; Streptophyta; Zygnematophyceae; Desmidiales; Closteriaceae.
AUGAAUCUGGACGGCGAGACUAAUCUUAAGUUGCGCCAGGCGCUUCACGAGACGUACUCGCUCGACGGGUCACAGCUGGCGAGAUUAAGAGGCACUGUGGAGUGCGAGCAUCCUAACGUCUCGAUUUACACUUUCACGGGGAAGAUGCGCCUCGAGGGCCUUCAAGAGACGCCUAUUUUCCUAUCUCCGACUAACAUUCUCCUUCGCGGCUCCAAGUUAAGAAACACGCGGUUCGCGGUGGGUCUGGUGGUGUACUCGGGGCGCGAGACGAAGAUCAUGAUGAACGCCACGGAUCCGCCGUCCAAGCGAAGCUUCGUGGAAAGGCGGCUAGAUUACGUCAUCCUUUUCGAGCUCGUUCUCAUGCUGUCUCUCGCGAUCUUCCCCGCAGCGGUCUUCGCGGCGCGGCUGCCGUACCAGGAACAGUACAUGUGGUACCUGGAGCUGGAUCAGAACGCGCAGCUCACGGGCCUUAACAAGGCGCAGUAUAACGCGGACAACCCCGCCCUGGCGGGCGUGUUGCAGUUCUUCACAUGCCUCGUGCUCUAUGGUAUGGCGAUUGCCGCUCCCUGUUGUCCCCCCUCCAGCUCAUUCCCUCCAUCUCCUUCCUUCCACUUAUCCCCUCCCUUCUCAUUCCCCCCACUCUCCCCCCCCCUUUCAUCCCCUCUCCUCUCAUCCCCUCCCCUCUCAUCCCCUCCCAUCUCACCCCCCCCCACGCAUCCCCUCCCCCCACCCCUCUCAUCCCCCCGUCUCAUCCCCACCCCUCUCAUCCCCACCCCUCUCAUCCCCACCCCUCUCAUUCCCACGCCUCUCAUCCCCACCCCUCUCAUCCCCACCCCUCUCAUCCCCACCCCUCUCAUCCCCUCCCCUCUCAUCCCCACCCCUCUCAUCCCCACGCCUCUCAUUCCCUCUCCUGCAGGCUACGUCAUGCCAUUCGCUCAGCACAUGAUGCUGGACAUGGUGAAGUGGCCGCAGGGUGCCACUACCACCCUAUGCAUGUGCAUGCGCUACUACGUGCCCAUCUCGCUUUGUGACGACAGAGAUAGUGAAGCUGCUGCAGGCUGCCACUGCCGCUGCUACUUUGUGCCGAUAUCGCUGUAUGUGACGAUGGAGAUAGUGAAGCUGCUGCAGGCGGUGACGAUAUCACUGGACCUGCACAUGUACUACGACGACAAGGACAUCCCCGCCCUCGCCCGCACCUCUAAUAUCAACGAGGAGCUCGGCAUGGUGCGCACGGUGCUGUCAGACAAGACGGGCACGCUCACGCGCAACCAGAUGGAGUUCUUCAAGUGCUCCAUCGCCGGCACGCCCUACGGCAUGGGCGUCACCGAGGUCGAGAAGGCCGCCGCCCAGCGCGCAGGCCGCCCUCCCCCAGAAGAGGACGAGGACGAUGACCAGGUGUACGUGCCGGAGAGGCCGCUGGAGAAGGGCUUUAACAUGCGCGACCCGCGGCUGGACGGCAUGAAGUGGGUGGAGCAGCCGUGUGCCGAUGAGAUCCGACGGUUCUUAGAGGUGCUGUCGGUGUGCCACACUGUCGUGGUGGACACGGCUCCCAUUGAGCGCGCUGCUAGCAGUAACAUCUUUGCCAUGGGCAGUGCUGCUGGCGUGGGGAGUGGGGGUGUGUUGGGGAGUGACGCAGGGGGGAUGAAGAGCAGCAGCAGCAGCGUGAGCCUGGCGAGUGCGGGGUCCAGUGUGAGAGGCGGGGCGGCCAGUGCAAGCGCAGGCGGAGGGGGCACGCCGCUGCUGCCAGGGGAAGGGGGAGGCGGGGGAGACACACCACUGAUGCCGGGGGGGGGGGAGGUGGUGGAUGGCGAGGCGGUGAGGUUCCUGGCAGAGUCGCCUGAUGAGGCGGCGUUUGUGGUGGCGGCCAAGCGCCUGGGGUUCCUGUUCCUGGGGCGGCAGGGCAACGAGCUGAAAGUGCGCGAAUACGGGGCGCGGUGGAGUGUGGUGCAGGACCGUUCGUAUGAGCUGCUCAACACUCUCGAGUUCACCAGCCACCGCAAACGCAUGUCAGUGGUGGUGCGCACGCCAGAGGGGCGCCUGCUGCUGCUCUGCAAGGGCGCCGACAGCAUCAUCAUGGACCGCCUCGGGGCCUCUGAGCACGCACAGAAGUACCGGCCAAUCACGGAGCGCCACAUGACCAUGUAUGCGGAGGCGGGGCUGAGGACGCUGGCGAUCGCGUGGAGGGAGGUGGGCGAGGAGGAGUACGCGGCGUGGCAGCAGCGGUGGGUGGAGGCGAAGGGGUACGUGGCAGACGCAGGUGUGCAGGCGGAGCGGCUGGAGGCGCUGGCUGACGAGCUGGAGAGUGGACUCAUGCUCGUGGGCGCCACCGCCAUUGAGGAUAAGCUGCAGGUGGGAGUACCGCAGGCAAUAGAGGCGUUGGCGCAGGCGGGGAUAAAGCUGUGGGUGCUGACUGGGGACAAGCUGGAGACGGCGAUCAACAUCGGGUUUGCGUGCAGCCUGCUGCGCCACCACAUGCAGCAGCACCUCGUCUUCCUCGAGGACAAUGAUGCCGCUGCCAAGGAGGCUGCCAGAAGGGGCGUGCCACUCGAGGAGUUUGCAGCGGAGUUGGUGCGGUCGCAGAUCCUGGCAGCCAGUGAGUCCGUGCAUGGCGCACAGUGGGCAGGCCCACAGCAGGCAGGCAGCACAAUGGCCAGUGGGAGAACCAGCAACCGUGUUGAUCACCCUUCACAGGAACACAGAGGGGACGGGGGCAUUGGUGAGGGUGAGGGCGAGGGCGAGGGUGGAAGUGGGAGUGAGAGUGGGAGUGAGGGCGGGGCGGCACAGGAGCAUGCGGUGGUGAUAGACGGCAAGGCGCUGGCGCUGGUGCUGGCGGACGAUGCUCUGCGCGCCGCCUUCCUGGAGCUGGCGCUGCAGUGCGCGUCCGUCAUCUGCUGCCGCGUGUCGCCGAAGCAGAAGGCGCAGGUGACGGCCAUGGUGCGGCGCGAGGGCAAGCAGAUCUGCCUCGCCAUUGGAGAUGGGGCCAACGACGUGGGCAUGAUCCAGAAGGCGAACAUUGGCGUGGGGAUUCGCGGCGAGGAGGGGCAGCAGGCUGUCAUGGCGUCAGACUUUGCCAUUGGUCAGUUCAGAUUCCUGGAGCGGCUGUUAUUGGUGCAUGGGGGAUGGUGCUACAAGCGCAUCUGCAUUCUGAUAACCUAUUUCUUCUACAAGUGUUUCGUGUUCGCCUUCACCAUCCUCUUCUACAACUGUCUCGCAUACUUCUCCGGCACAGCAGUGUACUACGACUGGUACCUCACGCUCUUCAUGGUCUUCUUCACCUCGCUGCCCAUCGGCGUGGUGGGAGUCAUGGACCAGGACGUCAAGGCUGUCUACCGCCUGCGCUACCCACAGCUCUACAAGCAGGGCCAGCGCAACGAGUACUUCUCGGUGCUGAAUGUGGCGAGCUGGAUGGUGAACGGGCUGGUGCAGGCCGCCAUCAUCUUCACACUCACGCUGCUGCCCUUCGCCCUCGUGCCCGACCGCAGCAGCGGGCUCAUCCUGGACCUCACGGCCGUGGGCACCAUCAUGUAUGCUGCCGUCGUCACCACCGUCAACCUUGAACUCGGCUCCAACGUGCAGUAUUGGAACGCACUGCAUUUCCUCACCAUAUUCGGCUCCAUCGUCUUCUUCUUCAUCCUCAUGAUGGUCGGCAGCUACCUGCCCGCCAAGUGGGUCGGCAAUCUGGUGGGAGUGGCCGCCCAGCUGCUGCCCGCCGCCAGCUUCUGGCUCAACCUGCUGCUCGCCGUCGUGGCCGCCAUGCUGCCCUCCUACGCUAUCCGGGGGAUCUGGAGGCAUGUAUGCCCGGGUGACCAUGAGGUGGUGCAGGAGAUCGAGCGCAGAGAGAGGCGGCGACGGUUGAUGCGGCUCUCCACCAUGGCACGCCACAUGUGCGCCAGUGCACCGCUGGUGUCCAAUCACAGCGCGAGUGGCGCUGCUGAUGUGGAAAGGUCGGCUCAUGGCACUGCUGGUAGGGAUGACAGUGGGGAGGGGAAGGGGAAGGGGAAAAAGAAGGGGGUGGGUGGGGUGGGGAACGGGGUUGUGGGAGAGUACCAGGUGGCAGCAGAGCAGGGUCCGAGUGUGGCUGAGGAGUUGAGACACAGACACAGCAGCAGCAGAGACACUCAGCAGUAG